AAAAGUUGGAUUACGGCAGACAUUGGUCAACCAAAGUGUGCUUACGCCAUUCUCAAGUCUCAACAAUUCCCUAUAAGAAAUCUUGCUUGAUUAAAUGUUCAACAGUUGGGUUAUCUUUUUACCAUCAAUCUCCAACAAAUGAGGAUGUUUCAACCCCUCUUCGUAUCAGUACUUGUUGUUUUUCUGACGCUUCUAGUUGCACUUGUUAACUCGCACAAUGAAUCGGGCGAGUGGAGCUGUGAGUCCUCUGACUCGGGCACUCAACUCGUGGCUCAGUUUCGACCCGGUGUUGUUACUCUUGAUGGGCAUCCUGAUGAUUGGAAAGACAUUGGUGGGUUUGACUUCUCUCUUCUUCCUGCUCUUGACCCACAUGAAGAUGAUGCUUAUAAGGGUGGAAAAAUGACUGUUAAGGCAUUACAUGAUGGUAAAGAUGUGUUCUUUUUAUUGCAAGUUGAUGGAGAAUAUGCUUACUCCAAAGGCAAUAAUAACAAAUGCCCUUCUGUUGCUCUCAUGUUUCAGAUUGGUGAGAAUGCUACUUAUCAUAAUAUGGGUGGUUGUAAGGCAUCUCCGGAUUCUUGCACCAAUAAGACUUGCCGUGGAUCAGAAGUUGACCUUGUGCAUUUCUCAAUCGGAACUUCUAUUCCUGGACGUCUAUAUGGUGGAAACUUGGUAGAUGUUGGAACAGGCGGUGAUAGGUUCGGUCAUUUGGUUGAUGUGUAUGCCUGGAACCCACAUUGUCGGUUUCUCGAUGGACUAGGACCUUCAGGGACCAACAAUACGGCUCAGAAUGAUUGGAAGGGAGCUUGGUGGCACAGCAGCCUCAAUACUCACUCAGGUUUUGUGGACGAAGAUAGCCCGUAUGCAUCAAACGGUCAGAAAGGCACCUAUUAUUUUGAAUUUUCGAGACCAUUAAGGACUAUGGAUCGAUUUCAACAGGAUGCUCAAUUCAAGAUUGGUGAAACGAGCAAAUUCUCUGCUGCAUUUUGGUACCCAGUGGACGGUAACCCAUGGCAUGGAUCUGGCCAUUAUACAGUCAGCUGUGAUUGGCUACCAUUGGAUAUAAUCUCGGGAAGAUCUGCACUUGCUGUAACCAAGGUCACAGCACGAAGCUCUUGGGAUGUUGCUGUCGCGUUCUCUCUAUUACUCUCUGUGGUUGCGUUUUGUUUGUCUGUUUUGUUGGGAUAUCGUGUCUCGAUGCGUCAAGGAGUGUCGUUUACUCGCAUGGAUGGUCUCUAGAUUCAUCGCAAUUUGUAUGUUGUAUCAUAUCAUUUUUUACCUUCCCAAAUUUUGUAGGUUUCACUUGGUUCACAUUCUUUGUUGUUAUUCAAAUGUUCUAAAUUUGUCGUAACUUACAAGAGUAAACUCAUACUCCAAUAUCACUAUAUUGUGCAAUAGAAGGUUCUUUUUUUUGA
Molecule: messenger RNA, 1412 nt
Organism: Amaranthus tricolor (Joseph's coat)
Lineage: Eukaryota; Viridiplantae; Streptophyta; Magnoliopsida; Caryophyllales; Amaranthaceae
Exons: 8
Coding region: 139-1236 (365 amino acids)
Molecular function (GO): heme binding
Source: RefSeq, a predicted model, not a curated record